This is a messenger RNA of Raphanus sativus (radish), 762 nucleotides long. RefSeq lists its product as uncharacterized. The transcript is spliced from 4 exons. The coding region runs from base 1 to 762 and encodes 253 amino acids. Lineage: Eukaryota; Viridiplantae; Streptophyta; Magnoliopsida; Brassicales; Brassicaceae. The record is from RefSeq and is a predicted model, not a curated record.
AUGACUAUCACCACCAAUGGAGACUAUGAGUCUCAAGAUGAAGCCGAAAUGGAAGCAAUGGGCUCUGGAGAAGAAGUAGAGUAUCCGGAUACUGGAGAGUUGUUGGUCACUCGGAGAGUGCAAUGGUUAGACAACAAGACUGAGCUGAAGGUCACUGAGCAAGUAAAGAUAUCUUUUAGUGUUGGUAAGUACCAAGAUGAAGUAGUGUGUGAUGUGGUGCCAAUGCAAGCCGGUCACAUCUUGUUGGGUAGGCCUUGGCAAUUUGAUCGAGCCACAUUCCACAAUGGACGCACCAACUACUAUUCUUUCAAGUUCAAAGACCGCAAAUACAACCUAGCACCACUCAACCCAUCUGAGGUACAUGAGCUACAAGCUAAGAUGAACAAGGAAGAUCAGACCUUGAGUGCUCAAGGCACUGUACUGCUAAUGGUUUUAAAAGAGUGUUUAAGUAUAGGAAGCUCAGAUACACAACUUCCUAAACAAGCUCAAGCCGUGCUAGACAAGUUUCAAGACUUGUUCCCUGAAGAGAUACCAGCUGGACUGCCUCCAAUAAGAGGGAUUGAGCACCAAAUUGAUCUCGUUCCAGGUUCUGCUUUGCCAAACAAACCAGCCUAUAGGAUGAAUCCGGAAGAGACCAAAGAGUUAGAGAAGCAAGUUCAAGACCUGAUGGAUAAAGGAUACAUCCGAGAGAGUCUAAGUCCUUGUGCUGUGCCGGUUCUCUUAGUUCCCAAGAAAGAUGGAUCAUGGAGGAUAAGAGCUUAG